AUGGAUGAAGUCGAGGAGAUGGCAGCUCGAGAGCCACUCUGGGCGCAGACACUCAUGCUAGACACGGUUACGAAGGAACACCAAAUCAGAGAGGAUUUUGCAGUGUCUACAUACGGUGCCGUCCCAAAGAUCACUAACGAAGCCUGGUAUGCCCGCCGGGGAUACACACCGAUCAAGAUCGUGCCGAACUACUAUGACGUGUGGGAUGGAAACGGAAACAGGUGGGAUAUAGAAAUUGUUUUCAUGAGAAAGGACAUUUAA
Molecule: messenger RNA, 261 nt
Organism: Penicillium riverlandense
Lineage: Eukaryota; Fungi; Ascomycota; Eurotiomycetes; Eurotiales; Aspergillaceae
Exons: 2
Coding region: 1-261 (86 amino acids)
Source: RefSeq, a predicted model, not a curated record